AUGUUCGUUCGUCAACGAGUUUUUAAUACAUGCUUAAAACAUUUAACACCACGAAUUAGUCAUGAACAAUCUUCAAUAGUUCGAGCAACAAUUCAAGGGCAAAGUAUUCGUCACAAAAGCGAUUCGAAAGAUGUAUCUAAAGCUAGUGGUGGCAAAGUCAAAGGAAAUAUUAUUGGUAUUGAUUUAGGUACAACAAAUUCAUGUGUUGCUAUUAUGGAAGGCAAAUCACCUAAAGUACUUGAAAAUGCUGAAGGUAUGCGAACAACACCAUCAGUAGUAGCAUUUACAAAAGAUAAUGAACGUCUUGUUGGUAUGCCUGCUAAACGUCAAGCAGUAACAAAUCCUCAAAAUACAUGUUAUGCAACAAAACGUCUUAUUGGAAGAAAAUUUAAUGAUGAAGAAGUUAAAAAAGAAAUGCAAAGUGUAUCAUUUAAAAUAGUACGUGCAUCUAAUGGUGAUGCAUGGGUUGAAGCCAAUGGUAAAAUGUAUUCACCAAGUCAAAUAGGUGCUUUUGUUUUAAUGAAAAUGAAAGAAACAGCUGAAAAUUAUUAUGGUUCACCAGUAAAAAAUGCUGUUGUUACUGUUCCAGCUUAUUUUAAUGAUUCACAACGACAAGCAACAAAAGAUGCUGGUCAAAUAGCUGGUUUAAAUGUUCUUCGUGUUGUUAAUGAACCAACAGCAGCUGCACUUGCUUAUGGUCUUGAAAAAACAAAUGAUAAAAUUAUUGCAGUAUAUGAUCUUGGUGGUGGUACAUUUGAUAUAUCAAUACUUGAAAUGCAAUCAAAUGUAUUUGAAGUACGUUCAACAAAUGGUGAUACAUUUUUAGGUGGUGAAGAUUUUGAUAAUGCUUUACUUAAACAUCUUGUAUCUGAAUUUAAAAAAGAAAGUGGUAUCGAUAUAACAAAAGAUCCACAAGCAAUGCAACGUUUAAGAGAAGCUGCAGAAAAAGCUAAAUGUGAAUUAUCAUCAGCAGCACAAACAGAUAUUAAUUUACCUUAUUUAACAAUGGAUAAAUCAGGUCCAAAACAUAUGAAUUCAAAAAUAACUCGUGCACAAUUUGAAAAUCUUGUUGCUCAUUUAAUUAAACGAACUGUUGAUCCAUGUAAAAAAGCUAUUAAAGAUGCCGAUGUUAAAUUAUCAGAUAUUAAUGAAGUUAUUCUUGUUGGUGGUAUGACUCGUAUGCCUAAAGUACAACAAACUGUUCAAGAACUUUUUGGUAAACCACCAAAUAAAUCUGUUAAUCCUGAUGAAGCUGUUGCUAUGGGUGCUGCUAUUCAAGGUGGUGUACUUGGUGGUGAUGUAACUGAUCUUCUUCUUCUUGAUGUUACGCCACUUUCAUUAGGUAUUGAAACAUUAGGUGGUGUAUUUACAAAACUUAUUAAUCGUAAUACAACAAUACCAACAAAGAAAAGUCAAGUUUUUUCAACUGCUGCUGAUGGUCAAACACAAGUUGAAAUUAAAGUACAUCAAGGUGAACGUGAAAUGGCUGCUGAUAAUAAAUUACUUGGAAGAUUUAACUUAGUCGGUAUUCCACCUGCACCACGUGGUGUUCCACAAAUUGAAGUUACAUUUGAUAUUGAUGCUAAUGGUAUUGUACAUGUAUCAGCACGUGAUCGUGGUACUGGAAAAGAACAACAAAUUGUUAUUCAAUCGAGUGGUGGUUUAAGUAAAGAUGAUAUAGAAAAUAUGGUUCGUGCUGCUGAAAAAUAUUCAGCUGAUGAUAAGAAACGACGUGAAAUGGUUGAAGAAGUUAAUCGUGUUGAAUCAAUAUUACAUGAUACAGAAUCAAAAAUGGAAGAAUAUAAAGAUCAAUUACCAUCAGAUGAAUAUUCGAAAUUAAAAGAAGGUGCUUCAAAAUUACGUGAAAAAUUAUCAAAUAAAGAUAAUGAAUCUGUUCAAAAUAUAAAAGAAGCAGCUGAUGAAUUUCAAAGACAAAGUUUGAAAUUAUUUGAAACAGCUUAUAAAAAAAUGCAAUCUGAUCGUGAAAGUUCUCAAUCAUCAUCAUCAUCAUCAUCAUCGGGUGGUUCUACAUCAUCUGAUCAACAACAAGAAUCCGAUGAAGAUAAAGAUAAAGAUAAUAAGAACAAAUAG
Messenger RNA from Rotaria sp. Silwood1, 2091 nucleotides. The record is from the annotation of a GenBank genome assembly. Lineage: Eukaryota; Metazoa; Rotifera; Eurotatoria; Philodinida; Philodinidae.